Messenger RNA from Vespa mandarinia (Asian giant hornet), 2429 nucleotides. RefSeq lists its product as uncharacterized. The record is from RefSeq and is a predicted model, not a curated record. NCBI's taxonomy places the organism in Eukaryota, Metazoa, Arthropoda, Insecta, Hymenoptera, Vespidae.
AGAGAGAGGGGGACAGAUCGGUAAAUAAGUGCGUGCUACCUCGUACCUGGAGCGAUCAUGAGGAGAAAGGAGCGUUUGUGUGCGCCGUUCGACGUUAGAAAAUCAUUGCGUGCCACUGCUAAUUUAGAUCGUUCGCCGUGAAAUCACGACAAACUCGUAACGCGAUCAAAGUCCAAAGAGAAGAGUCACGAACGAUCUUGUCUGACUCUUCGUUCCGUCUUUAGUAGUGCCACGCAAUUGAAUUGAGUAACUUCUUUUUCAUCGACUUUUUUUUCGACGACAAGCUAAUGUUUUCAGAUUUUUUUUGGAAAAAAUUUCUUAGAGUCAUCGAAAGAUCGUUGAUCAUUCUCGAGAGAUUCGAGGAUUAUAGUGCGUUAGUGCUAGUAAUCUUUCAGUGCGUGCUACGUCAUGAGUCUACAAAGAGACCGGAGCUUUCUAGGUUCUUCAGAUUCUCUCGCGUUCCUUUCAUUGACUUACGCAAGAGAGGUUAACGAUUCCAUCGUGGUCACAGGUCUGUUUGUCCAAGUCAAAGGCCAACCCACUGGGACACGUGAUUUGCUUCAGCCCGGACCUUGUACACCUGGCAAACGCAGAAAAGGGAAUCGUUUCAGUCUAAGGGGUCGCUCUCCGAGCCGCGAGCAAGGCCGAUAUCUGGUCUAGUUUAUCAGAAUAGAACAAUUAGUUUUUGCAUUUGAGAAUUGACAUUUGGAUUCCGUCCAAGAGGCAUCCUCGCUGGACUGUGCCAAUGUCGUCUACUACCAUGCGACCGGCGGAAGCAUGCAGGCACCGUGCCAGAGAACCGAUUCGCGUCUUUUUCUUCCCUUCAUCGACCGGCCUGUGCCAAGGCCAAGCAAGAAGCAGAAGCCACUGAGAGAAUACGGCCGAUUGUGCCUUGGUACAGAAGACCAGAGUAACGUUGUGACGGCGGAAGUAUGCACCGAGACACGCGGUGGACUUCCGCUUUUGCAAGUAUGGCCAAGCGAUUCGCCGAGACGUGAGGUCGAUAGUCAGGAACAAGCUUUUGUAUUUCCGGACGUUCAGGAAAACGUUAACGACAGUGGAAUCGAGUCCAUCCAGGCAUCGCCGUCGCCGUGUAAAGCUGCUUGCAACAGUCCAGCGACGACACCACAACAAUCUCGUCGCGCAAGUCUUUUGCAUCCGGAUCACGCGAGGCUUCAUCUGCAUCAUUUACAUCACAAUCACCAUAAUUCAGGCUCGAAAAGUCCUCCGACUCAAGAUAGAACAUCGAUCGACGAAGAUCCGCCCUCGGUACCUCCAAGCCCUUCUAGUACGACGACGAGUAGUCUCCGAUCGAUGCCGAGUUCAGCGAUCGCAUCUAUGCAUUCUCAAGACAGACGGCGUAGCAGCAGAUACAGCAUGUUCGAUGCUUUGGACUUGGAAUAUGCUCUUUUGAGAGCCGCUGCUAGGGGUUCGGUAGGGCCCUAUUCUCUUUCAGAAUCCUUGCACAAGUUGACGUUCACACAAAGUCUUGCUUUUCCCGCAUUGGCUCGUGGUUUAGCUUCGAAACAAAGUGUACCUACUAGAAGACCUCAACAACAUACAGAAAGUGGACUGAAUGUCUUCGCCAAGGUUGUUACAGCUCUCGUCCUCAUGUUAGUCAGCGUCUUGGUGUUCGGUGUUGUUUAUAAAUUCGCUAGGACGUGAGGAUGGCUACUGGUACCCGAUCGACAUCCUGGUUCCAAUCAGGACUUUAAUAAUCGGCCGGGUGCCAGCGAGUCUUACGACGAUAAUGCCUGAUCAAUCUUGAUGUCAGGAGUUCGCCAAAAGAUCUCUUUCUUUUUUCUUCCUUUUCUCUCUAACACUCUCUUUUUCUCUCUUCGUCUAUUGCAUCUCUUUCUUCCGAUCCAUUCGAAAAUCUAGCCUUCCUCUUUAUCAAAGAUUCGAUGUAAGGACGAAUUAUUGGCGACUUUUGACAUGAAUCGAGCAUUAAAUGUAUCCAUAAGGCCUUCUUAACGAAAAAAGCACAAGUGAUAAUCGGUAUGACCGAUUUCUUUUCAUUUCUUUCUAUUUUUUUUUUUUUGUUUUCGUCUUCCGUGCGAAAGCGUUAUUUUAAUCGAUUUAAAUGAAAUUCAAGAUACGAGGAAUUUCUUUCGUGAAGAAAUCCAUGGUAUUCGUUAAGAUUUUGAUCAAACGGUAAACGAUAUGUAUGAUAUAAAGAUAUAAAGAAUACGAUAUUAAAAGAUUUCAGGAUUUUUGAAGAAGAAAAUGAUUCACCUCCUUGUCGGGAACGAUGCGUACUACGUCCUCGUUUUCGAUUUUAUCACGAUUCGGACAAGGUCCUCGUAUUGGAAUCUUCCCCUCUUGGGUUAGUGAAUUUUUUUACAUAAAAAAUUAGAAGCGCUGGCUUUUGGACGAUCGCGUGAGAAUAAUUAGGAGGAAAAAAAAAAGAAAAAGAAAAAGAAAAAGAA